Limulus polyphemus (Atlantic horseshoe crab) is the source of this 3329-nucleotide messenger RNA. Its product is annotated as nephrin-like. The coding region runs from base 188 to 2701 and encodes 837 amino acids. Gene Ontology annotation, molecular function: protein binding. Lineage: Eukaryota; Metazoa; Arthropoda; Merostomata; Xiphosura; Limulidae. The transcript has 14 exons. The record is from RefSeq and is a predicted model, not a curated record.
UCUAGGUGUGUGAGCUAAACCUGUUCGUCUCAUCUGUGGUAUAUGCGAAUAAUGGUUCUGAAUAAAUCUUUUUUACUAUUUUUAAGUGAAAAAUUAAAUAGAAGUGGGUGCAUUAAUUUGGCUCUUGUUUUAUGUUUAUGACAACUUCCAACUUUUUUCACACUUCUUUAUCCUAUACAUUUUCAUCAUGGUUCUAUCAAGAAAUUUCAAAAGCUUUCUAGGUGGUGUCUUGUGUCUUAGUCUACUGUGGUCCCAUACUGCUUCAAUAUGGCUCAAACAAAAACCAGCAAAUAACGAACAACCAUUUGCCUCUAUUGUUUACACGGCUGUUGAGCAGGGGAGGGUGGCUCUACCUUGCGAUAUUUCUCCGCCCGCUGUGAACGACUCAGCAGCCCUGGUUUUAUGGUACAAGAAUGAAUCGACUCAACCUGUCUACAUGCUCGAUGCCCGCAGGGGAGUCCUCAAAGAAGCUCACCAGUGGUCAAGCCCACAGUUGCAAUUCCGGGCCCAUUUUCAUAUGAUCAACAGGCCGGCUUUUCUUCAAAUCGAUCCUGUACGGAAAGGUGACGCAGGAACUUAUAGGUGUAGAGUCGACUACCGUCGAGGCCGUAGCAUCAACACUGUUAUCAAGUUACAGGUCGUUGAACCGCCAUCAAAGGUUUUGAUACUGGAUGAAAGAAAUACGACGUUAUCAGGACUUGUAGGCCCAUACAGUGAAGGGCAACCUUUAAAACUUACAUGCAUCUCUUACGGAGGUAAGCCAAGACCGGCAGUUUCGUGGUGGAAAGGAAAUAAUCUGUUAGACAAUAACUACUCCUUCCUUCCACACAAAAUGGUAGAGAACGUGUUAUACAUUCCUGCACUGUGGAGGUACGAUCUGCUAAUGAAUCUGACUUGCAAGUCGUCCAACAACAAUGUGACGGUUCCACUUUCCAGUACCGUAACUCUCGACCUCUAUCUCAAACCAGAAAUAGUUGAAAUAGAACCGUUUAAAAUACCAGUUGCUGUGGAAACUGAAGUGGAGUUCCAAUGUGUGGCCACAGGUGCUCGUCCAACAGCACUGAUAACAUGGUGGUUGGGUAAUCAGAAACUACAGUCGUCAACAAAUACCCAGAACAACAAAAGCCACAGCAGCAGCCUGCUAACUUAUACACCGUCUAUGGAGGAUGACAGGAAGUAUUUCAUGUGUAAUGCCGAAAACCCCAAAAUACCAGGAAGUAGUAUCAACACUGGGUGGUUUUUAAUGGUAAACUAUCCUCCAGAGUUAUUUCUUCAGUUAGACAAGCAAGGCGACGUUCGAGAAGGAGAAGAAGUUAAAUUUGAAUGCAAAGUUCAAGCUAGUCCACUUGUCAAAGAUGUUACUUGGGAGUUUGAUAGAAAAGAAUUUUCACUGAGUCCUGCGGCUGCAGCAUCUACAACAUACAAUAGAACGCUCGUCAUACAUGAAGCUAGCCGAGCUCACAGAGGGCGCUACAGGUGUUCCGCCAGUAACCCCGAAGGUCUUGGUUUCAGCAACGAAAUAUACAUGACAGUUAAGUAUGCGCCUACUUGUCGGGAUCAAAGACGGUCGUACGGAGUAGCUAUUGGUGAAACUGUGCGAGUCAGCUGUACACUAGAUGCUGAUCCACAGGACAUCGCAUUUCGUUGGCGGUUAACUACUUCUGCAAAGCGGUUUGAAGACAUAGACUACAUUAGCAACCAGUCACAGAGUUUUGCUAUUUACGUCCCGAAGACAAGGAACGACUAUGGCACAAUGGAAUGUUGGGGAGCCAACAGUGCCGGCGUUCAGAAAGCCAGUUGUUCUUUCAACAUUGUUCCAGCUGGGCCACCAGAGUCUGUGAAAAACUGUUCUGUGCUGAAUCAGACGGAACAAACUAUCUUUGUCCAGUGCCUUCAGGGAUAUGACGGUGGCUUGCCCCAAAGUUUCACAAUUGAAGCUUAUAGUUUGGAAAAUGGAAAUAUGCUAGCUAACAUAACCAUCUCAACUGAACCACAAUUUUCCGUCUCACAACUCCCAGUAAACACAGCUAUACGCUUUCUAGUGUUAGCAUCUAACGCCAGAGGGCGAAGCCCUCCUGCAGUACUGACAGCACACACUCUCCGGUCACCAGAAAAAUUAACUGUGCGAGGAAAUGGAGGCAACAAAGCAGUUCUUGCUCCAGUUUUGGCGGCAUUAAUUAUUGUGGCCAUUGUGUUGGUGGUGGCGCCAAUUACAGGAAUAAUCGCUUUUAGAAUUCAAAAACAGAACAAAAGACAAGUUUCCAGACAGCGUGAGAACGAUUGUGAUAUGUCUGAUGUAGUAUGCGACAAAAGAGGUGACGUUGCUUCUGGACAUAGUGAUAAAGGACCUGAUAUCAUUCCAGAUCAAAUGUUUCGUGAAGGGCUAGUUGAUUGUGAAGAACAGUGUUUACAGCUUCUAACGUCUACUAAAAACUCACAUCGAGAUAUAUUCCGUGAAGAAUCUGUUGUAUCUGGUGAUAGAAAAAUCAACGUUACAGGAUCUUUAAACGAGUUUGGCCAACCUCGGAAUAAUAGAGAACUUAUGAAGGAAGACGAUUCGUCAGGUUUUCAGUCAACGUUAUACGCUAAGCGGCAUCAAGUUUCAGUAGAAGGUUCGUGGAAAUCUACUGACCAGAAGUCACAGGCAGGGUCUUCCGAGGAAAUGCUAAUAGCUAGAAAUAUACACGAGAGUGCAGUUUAAAUAAAUAUUAACUUGGCGAAGUCAGCAAAAGGUAAUUUAGAUUAUUGGUACCCAAUAAAAGACCUGAUGUACAUCAAUUUAAUGAAGUGCUGUGUUCAACAAGCAUCUCUCGAUCGAAUAUGAACUUGUAUGUUUAAGCAAUGCCGAACUGUAGAAAAGAAGAGCCUUACUAAACUUGUUAAAAUACUUUUGCUUGUUGACAAGUUGAUAACAUGUUCAGAUCCAAGUUAUUAUAAUUAUACAUAAUCCACAGUGACCAGCUUUAUAAAGUGAAAAAUGUACUUAACAUCUUAGAGAUAAAUAAUCAAUGGAAUUUAACUCUGGAACUAACAACACGGUCCAAUCCAAUUGACUCUGUCUAGACAAAUUAACGAAAUGAUGACAUAAGUAUUAUCAUGAAUAAAAUAAUACAUUUAUUUAAGAUUGUGCUUAUUUUACCUUUUUUUCCUUACGUUGCUGUACUGUAUUAGUUGAAUACUGGGUCCAUUGCACCCAGGAGUUAAAACUAUACCUGGUUGCAAUUUCUGACUGCUAAUAAUGUUGAUUUAUUUUAAAGCAAUUGAAUUAUUAUUUAGAAAAUAUACGUUUAGUAGUUGAUUUAUGUAUUACUAAACACGUAUGCUGAUCA